UGAUCCAGCGAGCCAGGCUGUGCCCACUGUGCUGUCUAGCCCGGAGGCCAAGCCUCCAGGCUACUGCGGUGCGACCUUGGUGACCCAGAGACCCGUGGUGCACGCGCUGAGCUAACGUGACCUCUGCGGGCGAGUCGUGCGGGGAGGAGCCGCCUCGAGGCGGGACGCUCAGUGUCCGGGUGUUAGGGAAGAAGACCAUGGUGAAGCUGAUUCACACAUUGGCACAUCACGGUGAUGAUGUCAGCUGCUGCGCCUUCUCGUCGUCCCUCUUGGCUACCUGCUCCCUGGACAAAACCAUCCGCCUGUACUCCCUAAGUGACUUUGCUGAACUGCCACACUCCCCAUUGAAGUUUCACACCUAUGCUGUCCACUGCUGCUGUUUCUCGCCCUCGGGACACAUUUUGGCAUCGUGUUCAACAGAUGGUACCACAGUGCUGUGGAGUGCACACAGCGGACAGCCCCUGACGGUGAUGGAGCAGCCGGGUGGCAGCCCUGUGCGAGUUUGCUGCUUCUCCCCGGAUUCCACUUACCUGGCAUCAGGGGCCGCUGAUGGAUCUGUUGUUUUGUGGAAUGCACAGUCAUACAAAUUAUAUAGGUGUGGUACUGUCAAGGAUGGCUCCUUGGUGGCCUGUGCAUUCUCUCCUGAAGGAAGCCUCCUUGUCACUGGCUCCUCUAGUGGAGAUAUAACAGUGUGGGAUGAUCGAAUGAGGUUUCUACACACUGAGAAAGCUCACGACCUCGGGAUCACCUGCUGUGCCUUUUCCCCACAGCCCCUUUCUGGUGGAGAGCAAGGCCUUCAGUUUUACCGACUGGCAUCAUGCGGUCAGGACUGUGAAAUCAAACUCUGGGUAGUUUCUUUUACCCAUGUCUUAGGCUUUGAAUUAAAAUAUAAAAGUACACUACGUGGGCACUGCGCCCCAGUUCUGGCGUGUGCUUUCUCCCAUGAUGGACAGAUGCUUGUGUCAGGGUCAGUGGAUAAGUCUGUCAUCAUAUAUGAUACCGGUACUCAGAGUGUGCUUCACACAUUGACUCAGCAUACCAGGUAUGUCACAACUUGUGCCUUUGCACCCAACACCCUUUUACUUGCUACUGGCUCAAUGGACAAGACAGUGAACAUUUGGCAGUUUGACCUGGAAACACCUUGCCAAGCAGGAAGCAUGAACGAUCAGCUGAAGCAGUUGAUUGAAGACUGGUCAGAGGAGGAUGUCUCAACGUGGCUUCGUGCUCAAGGAUUGGAAGACCUCGUCGGUAUUUUCCAGAUGAACAACAUCGAUGGAAAAGAACUAUUGCAUCUCACAAAAGAAAGUCUGGCUGGUGAUUUGAAAAUUGAAUCCCUAGGGCUGCGUAGCAAAGUGUUGAGGAGCAUCGAAGACCUCAGGACCAGAGUAGACUCCCUCUCUUCUGGGAUCCCUGAUGAGUUUAUCUGUCCAAUAACUAGAGAGCUUAUGAAGGACCCCGUCAUCGCAUCAGCCUCUCUAGACGACCUUCAGAGACCAUCGACUAAGGCUGUUUCCUGCCCACUGAGACUGAUUGAAACUUCAUUUCCUGAGUUACUCCUGGAAGUUGGACUUAGCAUGUAGUAUAUCAGCAUAAACCUGGGCCCAGCCUGCCUGGGUUUUCAUCCCAGUACUGUUAUUCACACCUGCGCCUGCGUGACCUUGGAAAGUCUUCUCGAUGGAAAUCAAGCCUGUUGUGUAGGGUGAAUAUAAGUCAUAGUUCCUUCAUAAUUAAGUAUGGUCAACUGCAUUUUGAGUAUUAAACAUUUUUCAUGGUUCUUCGUGGACUCUUCAUUAGAAAAGCAUUAGGUUGAAAUCUGUCAGUUUCAACUUUUCAGUGUUAAGCCUGCAUGCUUGUCAGCUAUCACUCUUAAAAAUACCUUCAUUCAAGGAAUAAUGUAGCAAGAAAUUUUAGGUACACUUAAUCAGCUUUCCCUCUAGAAAUUCAAGACUGGGUAGGAAUGGGAACAUAUGAAAUGAAAAAUAGGGAAUAGGGCUGGCCAAGCCGGAUGAGCUGAGUUUGACUUCUAGGACUUCCAUGGUGAAGGCAGGGUCAUCUCCUACAAGUUGUCCUCCAGCCUCCACGUGCACUCUACUCCCACACAAAAAUAACUAACCAACCCCAUUUAAAUGAAAACAUUUAUAAACAAUGUUUGGGAAUUGGGGCAUAGUUCUCUCCAAACUGCUUCCUGGGGGCACUGUCAAUCCCAAGGGGAUCCUGAGAAAACCCAGAAACCUGGCCAAACCUGUUGUAGUCUUCAAGGCUGCAUCCUCACAGCAGUUUUGGAUGUUGGAUCACCUGGGCCACUGCUUGAUCAAACCAUGUUAGUCUGGAAGGAAUCCACAGCUUUUCAUCUUCUGUGGAAA
This is a messenger RNA of Cricetulus griseus (Chinese hamster), 2363 nucleotides long. NCBI's taxonomy places the organism in Eukaryota, Metazoa, Chordata, Mammalia, Rodentia, Cricetidae. The record is from RefSeq and is a predicted model, not a curated record.